Molecule: messenger RNA, 1002 nt
Organism: Pomacea canaliculata
Lineage: Eukaryota; Metazoa; Mollusca; Gastropoda; Architaenioglossa; Ampullariidae
Product: heme oxygenase 1-like
Exons: 1
Coding region: 1-1002 (333 amino acids)
Biological process (GO): heme catabolic process; heme oxidation; response to oxidative stress
Molecular function (GO): heme binding; heme oxygenase (decyclizing) activity
Source: RefSeq, a predicted model, not a curated record
AUGGAUGGUCACACUGAAGUUGGGUCAAGCUCACAAGCAGAUAACACUUACAGCACUCAAAGUGAAGAGCAGUCCAGAGUAAGAGACCUUGCUGAGUCAGAGGACAGUGCACAGAAAAAUGAUAUGCUUCAGCAAGCCAUGAAAAAUGGGUCUAAAGACUUGCAUGAACUUGCUGAAAAAGCCACCUUUAUGCUGAAAGUCAUUGGUGGUGGCAUAACUCGGCAGUCAUACUCACUUUUCCUCGCUGAUCUUUACCAUAUCUACUUAGCUAUGGAAGAGGAAGUAAAUAAACAACAUCCAAUUCUGGGGGCUGUCUACUUCCCAGUCCAGCUAAACCGCAAGCAGGCCAUUGAAAAAGACCUGGAAUUUUUCCUUGGCACAGAGUGGGCAAAAAAGGCCAAGUGUACUUUUGCUGCACACAAAUAUGUGGAGCGCAUCCGGUAUCUAGGGAGGACUGACCCUGCAGCACUCAUUGCUCAUUGCUAUGGCCGGUAUCUAGGGGAUCUUUCUGGUGGCCAAAUCCUUCGCUACAAGCUCAGCAAGCACCUGAAUCUCAAAUUGAAUAAUAACGACAACAGCGAUGAGAACAAUGAUGGGCUUAGCUUUUACAGGUUUGAAAAUAUUGAUAACUUAAAAAAGUUCAAGGAUUUCUACUCUGGCCGUUUAAACGGUCUCAUUUUGGACACGGAGACAUUUCAGAAAAUUGUGAAUGAAACACGAGUAAUGUUUCAGCUCAACAUAGACCUGUUCACGGAGAUGGACAUUUUAGCUGAGAUUAUUCCAGGAGGCUACAGCAGCAGCAGCAAGUUUGGUACUGAUCAGGAUGUUUCUCGCAAUUCUUAUGUAAGUCUAGAUGGCAGUAGCAAUGUUACAGAUGGGACUAAGUCCUCUGAAACCUUGAAGCCAUCAUCUUUGCCAUUGCAAUUUUUUGAAAAAGCUUGGCUGGUCUCCACUUGCGCUUUGUUUGCUGCUACAAUUAUGAGUUUUAUGUUUACUAACUGA